AUGACAAUGGGGAUCCGAAAAAUGCCAGAAGAAGACUGGCUCGUCAUCGACAACAAGUAUGAAGAAGAACAAAGCCUCAAAAGAUUUCUUCUCAAAAACCAACGUGAUGGGGUUAUGCAAGUUCUUCCAUGCGCAGAGGAGGCAUGUGAGGAGGCACUCGAUUGCAUCGUCAACUUUUUGAUCAAGCGUUAUCCAUCCCAGUUUCAAUACCCAAAAGGAAAGCAAGGUUAUAUCUACAACGGGAUAACGAAUCGGACCUUCAAAGUUACCAAACCUUACGAGCAACAUCCCCUAGAAGUCGCAGCUCAGUUGGCGAUGGAAGAUAUCAACUUGUUGAUCGAAGGAUCAGGACAAGAUGCUCGGAAUUACUACUUACAAGCCAGCUUCUCAAUGGCUCCAGCAGGGUGGUAUAUCUCCGAGCGCAUAGGAUGGCCAUUGUGGGAGAUACACGGCCCAGUACCAAUUUGGGAUGUGAAACUGAGAACUGCGAUGGAGAAGUUCUUCCUUGGCUUGAAGGUCUCCAGUCCUGUGCAACGAAACAAUUACUUUAUCCAAACAAACGAUACUAUGUUCCAACAAGAACCUUUUGCAGACUCACUCCCCACUCCGCCAAGGAUCGAAGACCUCCGUAUCAGAUACGAAAGGCAAACGCUGCGGAGACUUCCGCGGACUCGGGCUGUCAUGUUCUUAGUUCGAACCUAUUUGAUACCAAUGACCGAUUUGCGUGACGAGAAGGAUAGCAUUUACUGUUUGCGCUCAGCCAUAGAAGCGUGGCCAGAGGAAAUUGCAAAGUACAAGGGGAGACAUGUGUGGGCGGCGGUGUUCCGAUUUUGCCCUAUCGGAUCGCCUCCAUUGGUGACGCAGACGGGAGACGACCCGACAGCUUGGAACCGGCUUCCAAUCACAAAUUUCACAGUACCGCUUUGGCGCUCUGGAGACAAAAGCAGGCUCAAGUCGUCCAGUAGUGAUGGAAGAUGCCUGGUCGGAGAAAGUUGA
Molecule: messenger RNA, 996 nt
Organism: Hyaloscypha bicolor E
Lineage: Eukaryota; Fungi; Ascomycota; Leotiomycetes; Helotiales; Hyaloscyphaceae
Exons: 4
Coding region: 1-996 (331 amino acids)
Source: RefSeq, a predicted model, not a curated record